AUGGCUAACAACGUGACCGCUACCAGAGAAGCUACAAGGCGUACUCACACUUACAGUUUCCAUCGCGAAGGCUUGAUUCAGUUGGGGCAGUUGGGUGGAUUGAUCACUGGUCAUAAUAAAACUGUGUUCACUGAGAAUUAUGGAAACAUCUUGACUCUUUUGGACUCACACGUCGACGAAUGGGAGAAACCUGAUUUGGACAACAUUGCCAACGCUCUUUAUUUGAGCAUAGAAGACGUUCUUGGGAAUUGGAAGAAGAAUGGUAACACUCAUGGUUUCUAUAUGAGUUUCUUGGUUGAGAAGGCCCAAGAAUUGGCCGACAAAAAGGUGUGGGAAGCUUUCAACGCCCUUCUGGCCGUUUUGAUUUAUGGGAUCGUGAUGUUCCCUAACAUUCACAAGUUCGUUGAUCUGGCCGCUAUAUGUCUUUUCGUGGAUAAGAAUCCGAUCCCUACUUUGCUAGCCGAUACGUACUAUUCCAUUCACUUUCGAUAUGGGAAAGGAGGAGCCAUAAGAAAUUGUUUGCCGUUGUUAUACACCUGGUUUAAGUCCCACCUACCUACAAGUGGUCCUUUCAUUACUUCUACUCAGAAAUGGCCUCAAAGGAUCAUGGGGCUUACUGGAAAUGACAUUGUCUGGUGUCCCACUGGAAUGGACGUGGAGAAAGUUAUAACUAGUUGUGACAAGCCUUUGGACAAAGAGAUAUUCGAAUCCGUUUGCUUUGAAAAGGGAACCAAUCCAAAGGGUCUAGAAAAAGUGAAGAGUGCCUGGAAUAGCAUCCAUACAGAUGAUCAGAUUUCUCUAGGUGAAAAGAAUGCCGUUGCCAAACAAGCCUACACAGAUUGGGUUGAAAAUAGAGUUAAAGAUCGCCUGUUGCCUUUCCCGAAGGUUAACCCAUUAUACGAGCAACCACCUAAGAUUCCAAUUGCCACUGUGCCUGCUGAGAAUCGUAUUCAGGUAGAUAUGGAAUGCACCCAAUUGCACGAAAAGAAGUCGGAUGCGCAACCGAAACAUUGUCUUAUAGACCAGAAAAGAGUUGAGUUGACACACGAAGCCAAAAUGCUGAAGGGAGGAUCUUCCAGAGUUCAAAAGAGGGCUAGAACGGAAAAAGGAGUCAAGUAUGUCUCAGGAAUUCGUGAUCAGUUGCUUCCUUCUUUAGGGAUUAAUGAACUCAUUCUCGUUAUGGAGGACUAG
Molecule: messenger RNA, 1191 nt
Organism: Vicia villosa (hairy vetch)
Lineage: Eukaryota; Viridiplantae; Streptophyta; Magnoliopsida; Fabales; Fabaceae
Exons: 4
Coding region: 1-1191 (396 amino acids)
Source: RefSeq, a predicted model, not a curated record